This is a messenger RNA of Pichia kudriavzevii, 513 nucleotides long. RefSeq lists its product as uncharacterized. The record is from RefSeq and is a predicted model, not a curated record. Gene Ontology annotation, biological process: translation. Gene Ontology annotation, cellular component: ribosome; mitochondrial large ribosomal subunit. Lineage: Eukaryota; Fungi; Ascomycota; Pichiomycetes; Pichiales; Pichiaceae. The transcript has a single exon. Gene Ontology annotation, molecular function: structural constituent of ribosome. The coding region runs from base 1 to 513 and encodes 170 amino acids.
AUGCGAGGCGGCGCAUGCAGCACUAUUCGCUUUAGUAAAAUGAUUUUUUUCCAUUUUCCACUUGUCCACAGACAAGUAUACACAGACAAGUACAUGCAAAGUGGCCUACAAGGUGAAGAACAUCUAAUUUAUUUGCCAUACCUCUCAGUACACCUAACUCUUUACAGAAUGUCCACCAUCUCAUCCUCUGUCGUUGCACGUCUCUCCAAGGUGUUGCCAUCUCUCGACUCCAUCUCCGUUGCUCAGCUCACAGCAAAGCCACCCCUUGCCUCAUACUCUCUUCCUCGCACAUCAAAGGGUAACCUCCCUAUCUACAGGACAAUCCGCUCCCAGGCUGUCUACACCGAAAUAAAACGUGUCCAGGGUAACGUGGUCUCCUUCAGAAACGACCUGCAGACACUCUUGCCCCACAUUCCAAAGGAAAAGUACUCUUGUCGUACAAUAAAUGGCUGUCUAAGAAUCAAGGGUGAUUUUAAGGAUGAGAUUCUCGAACUACUCCAAAAGAAGUUCUAG